Messenger RNA from Bradysia coprophila, 1189 nucleotides. RefSeq lists its product as uncharacterized. The record is from RefSeq and is a predicted model, not a curated record. Lineage: Eukaryota; Metazoa; Arthropoda; Insecta; Diptera; Sciaridae.
UUCCCAGAUUUGCUUCAACAAUUAGAUUCCGACAUGAAAUCUGCCUUGGAGAAAAUAACCAAUGUUCAGUUGAAUCACUCUCAAUGGGUGCAGUCGAGUUUGCCAGUCAACUUAGGCGGAUUAGGCAUUCGCUCAUUGUUGGACAUCUCGCUACCAGCUUUCUUGUCCUCCGUGUACGGCGUCAAGGAUUUCGUUUCUACAUUAAUCAGUUUACGGGAUUACGAAUCCGAAAUCGCCCACUUUACGGAGGCAUUGUCGCGAUGGAGCGAGUUGAAUGAAGACUUAACGCCAGAAAAUCUACGCUCACAAUUCAACUGGGAUCAAAUUAACUCCAAAAGAGUCGCAUCUUCGUUGUCAUUCCCCAACGAUACCGAACUGUACCGCUUUCAACUGCUUCAGAACAAGAUGUCAGGAGCAUGGCUUAACGUUGUACCGAGCCCAUGCAUUGGAACGUUAAUGAACAACGACGUUUUCCGCACAUGCGUUGGUCUACGCCUUGGUACCAAAAUCUGUCAUCCAUUCGUGUGCAUUUGCGGAACCCAGGUAGAUUCGCUGGGUCGUCACGGGUUGCAUUGUAAAAAUAACGCUGGAAAAUUCUUCCGACACGCUGAACUCAAUCGUACUUUGCACACGGGUUUGGCUUCCAUUAAUAGGAGUUCUUUGUUGGAACCACCCGGUUUAUUCCGAGAUGACGGCAAAAAACGCCCGGACGGCAUUACAUACACGGCUUGGGAGAAGGGCAAGGCUCUAGUGUGGGAUGCGACUUGUGCCGACUCAUUGGCCGCAUCGAAUAUGGAUGGGAGAACGAAGACACCGGGUAUGGCGUCGGUAAAAGCCGCAAACCGCAAGCAUGCGAAAUAUUCCAAACUUAAACGAAACUACCAUUUCGUCGCAUUUGCGGUAGAAUCACUGGGUCCUUGGGCGAAAGAAUCAGUGGAUUUAUUGAACAAGAUCGGCGCUAAUCUGAUUCGCACAACUGGUGAACCGAAGUCGAGGACUUACUUGUUUCAGAGGGUUUCACUAGCCAUCCAACAUGGGAACGCAAUGUGCAUUAUCUCCAGCAUUCCGAAAAGCACCCCAAUGGAAGAAGUGUAUUUCGUUCAGUGAUUUUCUUUGUUUUGUUCUUUUUUUAUUUAAUUUUGAUUGUACGUUAGCAUGUUUACUGUAGAAUGAAUUGAAAUAAAGUUUU